This is a messenger RNA of Morus notabilis, 717 nucleotides long. RefSeq names its product pectinesterase 2. The coding region runs from base 1 to 717 and encodes 238 amino acids. Gene Ontology annotation, biological process: cell wall modification. NCBI's taxonomy places the organism in Eukaryota, Viridiplantae, Streptophyta, Magnoliopsida, Rosales, Moraceae. Gene Ontology annotation, molecular function: pectinesterase activity; pectinesterase inhibitor activity. The record is from RefSeq and is a predicted model, not a curated record. The transcript has 3 exons.
AUGAUGCUCAUGUUGUUGUUCAUCAUGCAAUAUGCCAAAACGACACAUUGUGCAACCAUCCCUUUUAACGUAAUCGUUGCAAAAGAUAAUUCAGGCAAUUUUACCACAGUGAGCGACGCAGUAAAAGCAGCCCCCAAGAACAGCAAGACACGCUACAUGAUCAGAAUCAAACCGGGGAGGUACAAAGAGCGCGUCGAAAUUGAAUCGGAUUUGACAUACAUCAGUCUAAUAGGAGAUGAUGUAACAACAACGAUCAUCACCUUUGACCGCAACAAUGACCCCCUCUACGCAAAGGAAAACCGCCAAUUCUACAAAGACUGCAAAAUCUACGGCACUGUCGACUUCAUCUUUGGCCAUGCUAAAGCCGUCUUCCAAGACUGUCACAUCUACGCUCGUCCGGAAACCUUAAUCACUGUCACCGCGCAAAACCGAGCAAGCGAUAGUGAGGUCAAUGGCUUCUCCUUCCAAGGCUGUCAUGUGGAAGCCGCUCCAGGGCUAACACCGCCGCAAAGGGCAAACUUGAGAGUCUUUCUCGGUCGUCCGUGGGAUAGCGGUCUCGGUGCCGACACUUCAAAGAGAGUGAAUUGGAAAGGUUACCAUGACGUCAAGAAGUGGAUGGAAGCUGAUUGGUUUACGGUGGCCAAGGUUAUUGAUGGGGAUAGCUGGGUACCUGAAACUAGUGUACCUUAUAGGAGUGGAUUACGUAUUGUAAGUUGA